UAUCUAUAUCUGAAAGUUUGUUUACGUCGGGCGUGUGGAGUGCGAAGGUAGUGCUGCUGUGUUGUUGUGUUCUUGGUGUCAGGAGUCAGGACGAUGGGGGACGAGACAUGGGCCAAUAUCCAGAGGGUCAAGAGUAACAGAGAAAGGUUCAGGGAAAAGAUAAAAAAGCGGCGAGCUGAACGGGAGACUCUGCUGAGCUCCGUAGUGGGCGGCGGUGGCAGCCCUAACCCCAUCAUGCCCCCCACUACCCCGCCCCCGCCCCCUCCAGCCACUGCCUCCAAUGGAAGUGAGGACUGGAGUCUAGAGUGUGCCUUGCUGGAGUGCCUGAAUGGGGCAGUGCCUCCUGUGCCUGCCGCUCACCUCACCCUCACCCUCACCAACAAACUGGCCAAGAAUAUUGAGGCAAAGGACAUUGACAACCUACUACAAAAAUUUGCCUACAAGGAGCUCAUAAGUAUAACUCAAGAUGGAGGGGAAGGUCACACCACCAUCACGGUGACAGCAGUGCAGCACAGCAGAGUGACAGCUGUCUUGGGUGCAGAACACAAGGAGAAGAGAUCCCACAGUGUGUCUUCCCAGCAAGAAGAGAAUCCUCCAGCAGGGAACAGUGCCAGCACCUCAGAGGAGCCGCCCUCUAAGCUGCCACGCCAGACAAAGAAAGUAAUAAAUGACAAAGAGAAGAGGAAAGAUAGACAAGAGGAUGAUGUUAUGAGCCUGCUGUCAGUCCAGAGCAUUCGGGAACGUGAAACCAAGAAGGUUGGAGAGGAGAUCAUGGAACUGUUAAGUAAACCCACAGCCAAGGAACAGAGCAUUGCCCAGCGCUUUAGGUCCCAAGGAGGGGCCAAGGUGCAGGAGUUUUGUCCUCAUGGCACGAAGGAAGAGUGUGAACGGACAACAAAGAAGGGAGGGCUGCAGUGUGGCCGCCUUCACUUCCGCAAGAUUAUCCAGAAGCAUACGGAUGAGUCUCUUGGUGACUGUUCCUUCCUUAACACCUGUUUCCACAUGGACACCUGCAGGUACGUCCACUAUGAAGUUGAUUACACGGGAGUAAGUGAGCAACAGCAGCAGCAGCAGCAGCAGCAACAACAGCAGGAGCAGCCAUCCUCCUUGAUGGCACCACUGGAACGCCCCCGGCAGGAUGAGCGUACCAUUCUCUUCCCCCCACAGUGGAUCCAGUGUGACCUCAGGUUCCUGGACAUGUCCAUAUUAGGAAAAUUUGCAGUGAUCAUGGCUGAUCCACCAUGGGAUAUUCACAUGGAACUUCCCUACGGCACCAUGUCUGAUGAUGAGAUGAGGCAGCUCAACAUUCCCAUCAUGCAGGAUGAGGGACUCAUCUUCCUGUGGGUGACUGGCAGGGCAAUGGAGUUAGGACGGGAGUGUCUCAAGUUGUGGGGUUAUGAGCGAGUGGACGAAAUCAUCUGGGUCAAGACCAACCAGCUGCAGAGGAUCAUUCGUACUGGCAGGACGGGUCACUGGCUCAACCAUGGCAAGGAACACUGCCUGGUUGGCAUGAAGGGCAAUCCAAAGAUAAAUCGUGGUCUAGAUGGCGAUGUAAUUGUAGCUGAGGUUCGUGCCACCAGCCACAAACCAGAUGAGAUCUAUGGCAUCAUUGAGCGCCUGUCUCCUGGCACACGCAAGCUGGAACUCUUUGGCCGUCCUCACAAUGUCCAGCCAAACUGGGUGACUCUAGGCAACCAGCUGGAAGGUGUCAAUCUGCUUGAGGAAGAUCUGGUGAAAGCUUUCAAAGAACGGUACCCUGAUGGUAUCUGCCGCAAGCCCUCUCCUUAGGAUGAUGGCAGAAUUGUCACAUUGUUGAUGACUAUAUUAAUUCAUUGGUAUUGUAUAUCAGUGACAGGGAAAACAACACUAUUUUACUCACUAUAGACAUUGUGCUUAUUCAAGAGCAAAAUUAUGUGUUUUAAAAUUGUUUUUUUAUUUUUUUCAGUUCUUGAGAAUUAAUUAAUUGCUUUUACUGUAAUUAAGAUCAUCCAUCAUUUGUCACUAUUGAUAACUGAGUCACUUACAUAUUCACUUUCCUAUGAAUAAUAGUAUUCAUCUCAGUUUGUACAUUCAAAGAGCUGUGUACUUUUAUGAUGUCUGAAAUAGUUAUAUACUUUUUAUUACAAACUAAAUUGUUUUAUAGAUGUAGAAUUAUUGUUGAUAUGAUAUCCGUAAAGAUAAAUCAUUUAAAUUUUC
Messenger RNA from Portunus trituberculatus (swimming crab), 2196 nucleotides. RefSeq names its product N6-adenosine-methyltransferase catalytic subunit-like (gene Mettl3). The record is from RefSeq and is a predicted model, not a curated record. Bases 94 to 1788 code for a protein of 564 amino acids. The transcript is spliced from 11 exons. Gene Ontology annotation, cellular component: RNA N6-methyladenosine methyltransferase complex; nucleus. Lineage: Eukaryota; Metazoa; Arthropoda; Malacostraca; Decapoda; Portunidae. Gene Ontology annotation, molecular function: mRNA m(6)A methyltransferase activity; mRNA (2'-O-methyladenosine-N6-)-methyltransferase activity.